UUCGCACUCUCCCUUCUUGUUUUAGUGUUUUCAUGUUUCUAUUUCUCACAUGCUGAUUACUUUGUGUAUCCUUUUUUCUUAUUGGUUUUCCUUGUAGCCACCAUGAAAAAUCUCCAAAAUCUUAAGUAUGCAUCCUUUUCCAAAAAUGAGUUGUCUUUUUUCUGCUUUACGCUUAGAUCAAGAGUCAAGACUAACUUCGAUGAUUGAUCUUUUCCGAGUAAUGUUCUUGUACAGUUUUUAAGUGUCAUCCAACAGACUAAUUUCAUCUGUUGUUUUUGCAGUUGUUAUGCAUAUUGAAAUGGUCAAGUGGGAAAGUAAUAAAUUAUUGCCACAAUUUCAAAUACUAAUAAAUUCUAUGCACCUUUAGUGUACUAUUAUCUUUCCUCUAGCUCAUUCCCUGUUUCUAUCCUAUUGUCCAAAUCUCUGUUGUGGUGGAGCCUUCUAAUUUUGAUGAACGAAAUGGUUUUUAUCGUCCUUGAUGAUUCGGAAUCAAAUAUCACCAUUAGGUUCUAAUGGGAACAAUGAUAACAAACUUCUCUUCACCAUUUAAAGUUUGGAUAGGUAAAUGACUGGCAUUUCUGAGGUCAUGAUUUGAGCACUUCAUAAAUUCAAUUGUUUUCAACCAUACAACCACCUUUCUGAAGUAUAAACAUGUCGUCGUACUUCAAAAUAUCAUUUCAUUGUUGCUUUUUGUGGGUGCAAUUUUUGGAUUCCUAUUUAUUUUAUCGUUACUAAAAUUAGGUUCAGUUCAAGGAAUAAAAAUUCUGAAAACAAUAAGUUAAUUACAAUGAUUCUUCCGGUUUGGACAAAAAAAUGUGUAGUAGUUUGUUUUGAAUUGGAUUAGGUUUCACCAUCGGCUUAAAAAUGUUUGGCAAUAGGUUUUGUAGUCAUGACUAUCUAUAGUCUUUUUUAUUUUUUUAUCAGAGACUAUCUAUAGUCUGUCUUGGUCAGUUCUCCAAGUUGCAUAAGUUAAUGAAGUAGACAUAGAUGCUAAAGUGAGGGUGAGGAGUGUUCUUUUCGGCUGUGGUUUGGGUUCAUUUUCAAGUCUCUCAAACCAUAAGCCAUUAGUCUUCAUGGUUCUAACAUCUAACUGGUUUUGCACUCCAUUUUAUUCGAGUAGUGAAGUAUGUUACCCAGGAAAAAACUGCUUUAACCCCUAAGAGUGGUUUAAAGUUGGUUAGAGGUUGAAGGAAAGCGGGAUGAAAAAACUGUAUGAUGAUUUUGUUGUUUGGAGUAGUAGCUACCAGCCUUCAAGGCAGCGUGCUUCUGGUUUUGUCUCUCAACCUUGACGUGAGGAGCUCAAGCACUUACCUUUAUCCGCAUAGUAAGAUGAUGUUGAACUGAAGCUUCACUGGCGAAUUUGUAUUGGCAGCAGCUUUAUUCGAAAGCAUGCCAAUCUUUUAUGUUUCGGUGUACUUCGGGAACCAUAUGUAACUCAUCCUAUUCAAACCAAGCAGGGAAGUUACGCUUUGAAUGGUAGUUGGUGGCACAUAAAGUUCAAAAUAAUUGCUGGCAUCGGUUCCUUGGGUUCAUGCAAGUAUAUGAAUCAUGACUUUGGUUCGAUAUCAGUUACCCACGGUGGUGAUUGUUUUCAACAACAGUGGUGUCUACGGCGGCGAUAGGAGAAGCCUUGAAGAAAUUAUAGGUCUUUUUAAGGAUGAGCUAGCACUUACUUCAUUUAUCCCUGGUGCAGCUUAUCAUCUCCUAAUUGAUACUUUCCAGGACAAAGGUUAUCUUGUUGGGACACCCGAUGAACUUAAAUCUUUUGCGGCCCAGAAGCCAGGUGUGAUAAACUUCACGGUAGAUCCAUAUGCUGGUUCUGAAAGUGGGAGACUUGAGCACAAGAACUGAGGUAGACUGUAGGCUCGAGCUGUUACUUUGAUAGUUUGAUUUGCGGACAGAAUACGACAAUGUUCAAUAACGUGAAAUUCUCAGAUCUUGUUGUAGAGUUUUUCUUUUUUGAAUUAUUUGUUUCUAAGAGAUGUUGAAGCACUCGAAUAAAUCUUUGACCGAAGGGAGUCCUGUGUUAUGUAUGUUGUGUGCGCAAGUGAGAGCGGGACUAGGCCAUGAUAAUUGUACCAUAUAGAGCUACAGAGUUGCCGGAUUCUACAUUCA
Molecule: messenger RNA, 2115 nt
Organism: Rhododendron vialii
Lineage: Eukaryota; Viridiplantae; Streptophyta; Magnoliopsida; Ericales; Ericaceae
Product: 2-hydroxyacyl-CoA lyase-like
Exons: 2
Coding region: 1549-1851 (100 amino acids)
Biological process (GO): fatty acid alpha-oxidation
Cellular component (GO): peroxisome
Molecular function (GO): thiamine pyrophosphate binding
Source: RefSeq, a predicted model, not a curated record